AUGUCUGUCGCAAAAGAAUUCGAGGUGGCUAAUACUGAAUACGCUGCGUCCUUCAGCAAAGGCGGCCUGCAGAUCCCUCCGAAGCGGAAGGUGGCUAUCGUGGCAUGUAUGGACGCUCGUUUAGAUCCGGCUCGCGCCCUUGCUCUUGAGGAGGGCGAUGCCCAUGUGAUUCGAAAUGCCGGUGGUCGCGCAGCAGAUGCUCUGCGAAGUAUCAUCAUCUCCCAGCAGUUGCUUGGUACCCGAGAGAUUGUUAUUAUUCAUCAUACUGAUUGUGGGAUGCUCACAUUUACUGAUGAGGUGAUCCGGGGCAAAAUCAGAUCGGACCUUCGUCAAAACGCUGAUCAUAUUGCUUUCUUGCCGUUUGGCGAUCUCAACCAAAGUGUGUUAGACGAUAUCAAGGUGCUGAGAGAGAGUCCUCUGGUCUUGGAUGUUCCUAUCACGGGGUUUCUGUACGAAGUUGAAACAGGAAAGAUUGUCAGGGUCGGGGAUAAUUUGUGA
This is a messenger RNA of Aspergillus bombycis, 498 nucleotides long. Its product is annotated as beta-class carbonic anhydrase. The coding region runs from base 1 to 498 and encodes 165 amino acids. Gene Ontology annotation, molecular function: carbonate dehydratase activity; zinc ion binding. The transcript is spliced from 4 exons. The record is from RefSeq and is a predicted model, not a curated record. NCBI's taxonomy places the organism in Eukaryota, Fungi, Ascomycota, Eurotiomycetes, Eurotiales, Aspergillaceae.